Venturia canescens is the source of this 3950-nucleotide messenger RNA. RefSeq names its product Sec synthetase (gene SecS). The record is from RefSeq and is a predicted model, not a curated record. The transcript is spliced from 5 exons. Lineage: Eukaryota; Metazoa; Arthropoda; Insecta; Hymenoptera; Ichneumonidae. Gene Ontology annotation, molecular function: O-phosphoseryl-tRNA(Sec) selenium transferase activity; tRNA binding. The coding region runs from base 1743 to 3269 and encodes 508 amino acids. Gene Ontology annotation, biological process: selenocysteine incorporation; conversion of seryl-tRNAsec to selenocys-tRNAsec.
GACAGACGGUUAAUAGACGCCAAGUUCUUAACCCUCGAGGGUCUCCUACCCCUUCCCCGCCACCUUCGUCUAGAGUUUUCUGGGUUUGAGCGACGGACAACAAUUACAAGAGAGAGGAAAAGUGUGUGUGUGUGAGAGAGAAAUCUUGUCCCGCGUUAUUGCGUAAAAUUAAUCCGAUUUAGGUGACCUCGCGGCAUGCAGUGGCAUAUAACCUCGAAAAAUUCCUCGUAUCGUUCGAACGAUUGCGCUCUUUUAUCUCUCCUGCCAGUUUAUUCCUCCCGCGAUUGUAGGUUAACGUGGAAAUCUACGAAAAGUGUGCAAAAGAGAGUGGCCCUGUAAAGUUCGCGUGUUAUGAAAAUAGCAUGGAUUCGGAAACGAUGCUCGUUUAUUCGUUAAAACUCGAGACUGAACUCUCGUUGUCGGAAAGCAUUUGUUCGGCCAAGUGCGAAAGGAUUUCGUGAAUAACCAGUAGCGGAUCAGCUGAUCGUGAUUCAAGCACAGUUCUCCGUGGCCCUUGCGGCCCAACCCAAUUUCCGCAUUGUACGAUACGUUUUUAUUUAGUUUCUUUAUUUAACGCGUGUUCUCCGGGUUUUCCAAGUGCGAACGAACAUUUUCGACAGGUGAAAUUCGACGGGUUGACCGCCUCGCACGAUCGUUCGCGUUAACUGUAUAUUCGCUACGAGCUCUCCAUUAAAUCAAUCACAUUAUUUGUUAUUCCCGGUUCAUUAAAGUGCUUGUAGAAAUAAAAAAGUGAUCGACGAAUCCAAAGACAAUCUCAACGAAGAUUCUUUCGACUCUUUUUAUUCCUUCGUUAUAUUUCUGCGUCGUGUUUCGCGAGGCUCGAUUCGACUGUGAAUUGCAGACGGUGACAUAACCUCUCAACCAGCACUCUCGCGGCUCGAUCCCUUCGAACGAAGCUUUAUACUAAAUUUCGUUUUCGCGUAUAUCUGGCGGGAGUCCGAGGGAUAAAUUUUGCCCGCGUUAAAAACCGCAAGAAAAUAUAUUUCUGUCGAAAGUUAAAUACGAAACAAGCGUCGAAUUGGUGGUGUGUCCUUCUUCCUCGGUCUCCGAUUUUGAGCUCGCACAAGAAAAAAAAAUCAGAAAAAUUUUUGUGCCUCAAUCAUGUCGACGAAGCCAUAAGGAAUGAUUGAUCGCGCUCAUUGUUUGUGCUUUCUCUUCACCCACGUUACAUCAUGUAGAAACAUACAAAUUUUUUUUCUCUCACUCACACGCUGCGGUACGAUUCAUCGAUUCUUUUAUUAUUUGUUACUUCGCUCGCACCUAUAGUUUACACUUUAUAUGCAUUAUAUUAUAUGUUUAAUCAUGUUGAAUAAUAAUAAUAAUAAUAAUAAAUAUAUAUACGUAUGAUUUUAUUUCACACCACCGAAACACGAAGUUUUAUUUGUUUUACCAUACCACCAUUAAUCACUCGUUAGAAUAUUCUACAACUUUUUAUACUUAUAUACGUAUAUAAAAACGCAUAUAUACAUGUAUACGUAUAAAUGUAUCCUCAACUAACCGUAUAUUACCUACCGAUUUCGAAAGAAAAAAAAAACAAAAUUCCCAAAUAAUUCAGAUCACAUAAGCGACAAUGAGGAUCGUCGUUCGACUGUUAUAACGGUUGAGAAAGCUCGAGACGAAAUGGUCCAUUGAGCCGCUCACACGUGGCGCACAUAUUUAUAUCCCGGGAGUUCAGACACGAGUCAGGCAAAGCACAGAAAGGGAGAGGCAGCACCGACGAAAUGAACAAUCAAGCGUUCAGUUUGGCCGAAAGGCUGAUACCAUCGACUUACGUGCAACAGGGUUUGAACGCAAAAAAAACACGAGAAAAUCUAAUUCGACACUUUAUCGAGCAUCAAAAAUGGCCCGAAGAAGGCUGGGACGAUGCCACCAUCGAAGCUUUCCUCUCCGAUCUCUCGCAAAUGGACAGCAACAAUUUUCCCUCAAACUGCAGCGUCGGCGAACGGGAAUCUCGUAUCGUUUCGAAUAUCGUCGCGAGACGACAUUUUCGCAUGGGCCACGGAAUCGGCCGGUCCGGGGACCUCGAGGAAGUUCAACCCAAAGCUGCCGGAAGCAGCCUCAUGUAUAAACUGACAAAUGCUCUUGUUCUCGAAGUUAUUCGUUACAUGGGUGUGAAGAGCAUAGCCGGUUGUUUUUUAUCACCGAUGGCAACUGGGAUGAGCCUGGUGCUGUGCAUGUUGACAAUAAAACAAGACAGGCCACGAGCAAAGUAUGUUUUGUGGCCAAGGAUCGAUCAAAAGUCGAGCUUCAAGUCAAUUAUAACGGCAGGCCUCGAGCCGGUCGUUAUUGAGAUGCAGAUUGUUGGUGACGAGCUCAAAACGGAUAUGCAGAGGUUGGAGUCUCAGAUGGCCGCGCUUGGCGAGAGCGUCGCUUGCGUUCUCACCACUACGAGCUGUUUUGCACCUCGAGCGUGCGAUUCCGUAGACUCGAUCGCUGCACUCUGUACACAAUAUAAUAUACCACAUUUGGUCAACAAUGCCUAUGGAUUGCAGAGUACCAGAUGUAUGCACCUCAUUCAAGAGGCAUCGAGGAAAGGUCGCGUCGACGCGUUCGUUCAGAGCACCGAUAAGAAUUUUUUGGUACCGGUUGGAGGUGCGGUUAUCGGUUCCUUCGACAAGAACCUUUUGGACCGCAUCUCAAAGAUGUAUCCGGGCCGAGCGAACGCGAGCUCGACGAUGGACGUAAUGAUAACUCUUCUGAGCCUCGGGAUGACAGGAUACAAACAAUUGAUAGCACAUCGCAAAGAAAUGUACGCUUACCUGAAGGAAGAACUUGGCAAACUCGCGGCUCGUCACGGGGAGCGAUUGCUCGAUACAAAGGGCAAUCCCAUUUCUAUGGGCAUGACUCUUCAGUGUCUCAGCCAUCAACAUGAUCACAAACAAGUCACGAUGCUCGGCUCUAUGCUUUUUCUUCGCAAUGUCAGCGGGUCCAGAGUCAUCACGACUACCGAUGUCAAGCACAUAGUUUCACACAAGUUCGAAGGCUGGGGUGCUCACAACAGCAAUUAUCCAAUACCAUAUCUGACAGCUGCAGCGGCUCUUGGAAUGAAGAGGCCGGAUGUAGAUGCGUUUGUUCAAAGAUUGGACAAAGCAUUGACGAAGGUUCGUCGGCGUUCGGCGCCGGUAACGCCAACGGCGUCGCUCGCAGGCUCGAGUAUUAAUGGCGACGCAGGUGGCGCUGGUGGGCCGGGAGAGUCGAGCACGGCGUCCACCAGCCGUGCUAGCAGCAAGGAUAGUUUGAGAAAAUGAACCGUAAUCAACGCAACUGGCCAGUCGAAUCAGCAUAUUAACAUCAACUUGUAAAGUGAUCUUUGAUGGUCACUUUGCCAGGGGUAUUAUGGAGAAGCGCGUGUAAACCGGAAGCUCCAACAACUUGAGACGUUUCAAUCGAUCGGGAAUCAGCAAAUCGAGAUUUUUCUAAACUUGCUCAGAUUUCGUCAAGUUCAGAGAGUUUUUCGAGACCCGCUGUUGCUCCAUCGAAUUGUUGCAGGAGCGUUCGAUAAACACGUGCUUUCAAGGUUUCGCGAAUCUCCGCCAUUUUUUUCCGUUACGUUGAUCGAACGACGAAAAAAAAAUCAUUACAGCAGUCCAGCAAAUUGAAAAGGAGCUUCACAAUUUUUAUCUGAGGAUUCAAAAGAACUAGCAUUUAAAUGAGAAAACUACUAAACACGAAUAACGACUUCCGUCCGAUUCGUCAUUUCCUCAAUGCGGUCGAUCAACGAUACCGUUUUAAUACAAACGAAGGAGAUUCACGUUGCCAAAAAUAUGCUGAUGCGUCUGCUCAAUUGCGUUGAGAUAUCGUCGAUCUUCUUAUGUAAGUAAUGAUUUAAGGGGAACAACAGAGGGGGUAAUGAGACACGAAACGAUAAAGGAACUCACACACACACACGCGCGCACGCGCGUAAACACACAACUACGAAUUUUCACAGA